AAGUAUAAUCCACUGCGGGUCCGUGGUCUGGUGGUAUGAAAAUUGACUCUCAACCCAGGUAAAAAAUAACCAUCUGCCUGUAGUGUGGUAACCACAAAAAUCGUGUUAUUGACGAUACCAUACUUGAGUCCAAUAUGUCACUACUGUCUGGAGCAAAAUCUGGACCGAGUUUUCAAGUGUAUAAAACAUUAGUGAAGUUUGUUAGAAGCUGUCGAAAUGAAGCGUUUGAUCGAUACCCACUGUUGUUUCACGAACAGUUCCAAACUUCAAAGGACAGGCAUUUCAGCUACAUGCUGCAGAAACUGCGACCCAGAAGAAGAACAUCCCAGAAGUUCAAAAAGAGCAGCGCAGAUCCUAAAGUAUACAGACAUGACAUUAGUCCAGGACAGAGAGACCCUCUUGAAGUCCUGAAAAUUCAGUACGAGGUUAUGAAGGCUACGGGAAAUAUACAGAUGCCCAAAUCUAUGAGACCAGAAGAUUGGUAUGCGCUGAGAAACCUGGAUCCAAAUGCCAGCAGCUUGCUUUACAAGUCGAUCAAACAAGAGGAAGAGAUUCUUGAAAGAAUUAAACUCGGACACAUCCAAAAUGACGAAGAGUUUGUAAAAGCUACCGAGAGUGAGACUUCAUUACAAAAUCCAUUUUAUCUGGAUUUUGAGGAUAACACUUCACGUCAACUGUCAGCGAAUGUUUGGAAUGACAGAUUAGCGAAUUGUUUUGGAAAAAAUGUUGUAGUGAAUUGUCAAGGGAUUAACUCAUUUCGUGAACAUAUAUCAGUUAAUAGCAUUUGCCGAAAUGCUUUUAACAACUACUCAACAAACAUUUAUACUGAUAUGAACAGAAGUGUCCUUUGAAUUUGCACUUUGUAUGUCAGAAAAAUAUUAACAUUGGACAAUCGGAAAAGGACUUUCCUUCAUCAAAUUUUCAUCAUGUACAUCAGGAAAGAGAAUUUUUUCCACGGGAAAAGUUGGUCUUCAUUUCGAACUCUUUACCCAAUGUGUAUGAAAAUAACACGGACGAUAUUCCUGUGAUAUUCAACUUCGGUUUAGAAAUUCGGCAAGAUCUUGUGUUAGAAUACGCCAUGAGAAAUAACAUUAGGCAUGCCACAUUGCCGAUAUCAAAGUUUGUAAUGUUGACAAAUAAUCCUAACAGAGAUGAGAUAGUCGUAACACCGGUUCAACAGUUGGAGAUUCUACGGGACGUCGAAGCUGGUAUUGACUGGGAAACGGCUAUUUUCAACAACCUACUGUACCCUUCACAAAGACUUGUUAGAACUUCAAAAGCGUACCAAGCCAUUCGCAAGAACCGACACGCAGAUUAUUAUUUACCGAUACAUGAUUUGGUGAUGGAUACUUUAUUGAAGGCGAAGAAAAAGAAAUGUUAAGGAACAAAUAUUUACAAUAAAGCAUGUGUGACAAUUGCAAAACACAUGAGCCGAUUAUUUGGUUGCAGAAAUACUUUUGUGUUAUUAUACCUAUAGAACAAUUUAAAAAACAAAACAAUUGACUGGAUUGUACAUUGCAUUGUCUUGAAUAUAGAUAUGCUGUUUAUAAUAAACAGACAAACAGUGUUGGAACGUAUAAACUUCUUGUUAUGACAUAAACUACCUGUUAUGACAUUAAAUCCCAGCUUCAUAAAGUGAUGUAGGGACUACAUAGGAAUUGUGUGCAUGAUCAUGUUCGUUCGUC
Mya arenaria is the source of this 1685-nucleotide messenger RNA. RefSeq lists its product as uncharacterized. Lineage: Eukaryota; Metazoa; Mollusca; Bivalvia; Myida; Myidae. The transcript has 6 exons. The record is from RefSeq and is a predicted model, not a curated record. Bases 135 to 851 code for a protein of 238 amino acids.